This is a messenger RNA of Fusarium vanettenii 77-13-4, 1251 nucleotides long. RefSeq lists its product as uncharacterized. Gene Ontology annotation, molecular function: argininosuccinate synthase activity; ATP binding. The transcript is spliced from 17 exons. Gene Ontology annotation, cellular component: cytoplasm. The coding region runs from base 1 to 1251 and encodes 416 amino acids. Lineage: Eukaryota; Fungi; Ascomycota; Sordariomycetes; Hypocreales; Nectriaceae. Gene Ontology annotation, biological process: urea cycle; L-arginine biosynthetic process. The record is from RefSeq and is a predicted model, not a curated record.
AUGCAUGCAAAUAUGGGAAAUACGAGCAGAGAUGUGAUAAACCAUUAUCAUUUGCCACUCAAUUGUUUUGGCCUGGAUACUUCCACUAUUCUCAAGUGGCUCGUCCUUCAAGGCUAUGAGGUCGUGUGUUUCCUCGGCGACUGCGGCCAGGAGGAAGACUUCGAUGCCGUCAAGGCCAAGGCGCUGAAGCUCGGCGCUGAGAAGAUGGUCAUCGAGAACGUCCAGCAGGAGCUGAUUGACGACUUGGUGUGGCCCGCCAUCCAGUGCAACGCUAUCUAUGAAGGACAAUACCUUCUCGGCACAAGCCUAGCCCGGCCGGUAUUGGCCAGGGCAAUGGUGCAAGUUGCGAAGGAUAACAACUGCACGAUCCUUAGCCAUGGAUGGCAGAUCAUGAUCCCGAUAUAUAUGUUGUCGCCCUCUGUCGCUCUUGCACCGGGACGUGCCGAUCUUCUCAAGUUCGCCGAGGAGCAGAACAUCCCCGUCAGCUCCACUCCCAAAGCCCCCUGGUCUAUGGACGACAACAUCAUCCACUGCUCAUACGAGGCCGGUAUUCUCGAGCAAACAGACAUGGAGCCCCCGAAGGACAUGUGGAAGCGCACAGUUGAUCCCCUGGACGCUCCCGAUAAGCCCACUCGCUUCACCGUCCACUUUGCUGAGGGUGUUCCCGUUAAGCUUGAAGUUGGGGGCAAGGCCGUUACUGGCUCCUUGGAGAUCUUCAAGGAGGCCAACGAGUUGGGCCGUGCCAACGGUAUUGGACGCGAGGAUAUCGUCGAGUCGAGGUUCAUCGGAUUGAAAUCUCGUGGUUGCUACGAUACCCCCGGCCUGACUAUUUUGCGCAAGCUGCAUCUAAACCUGGAGGGUCUCGUGAUGGAUAGCAAGGUGCGCAUCAUUCGCGACCGUCUCUCAGAUGACUGGGCGCAAUGUAUCUACAACGCACGUAGCCCCUUCUCUUCAAGCUCUGGAAUGUACUUUACGCCUGAGCGCGAGUUCGUUCAGCAGGCGAUCUCUUUCAGCCAGAAGCGGGUUGAUGGCAAGGUCGAAGCUCUGGCUUACAAGGGCAACAUUAUCAUCGUUGGCCGCUCCAGCGAGACAUCCAAUCUCUACAGCGAAGAAGAGAGCAGCAUGGACACUCUUGACAUGGAUUGGAGUGUCGAAGACACAACUGGGUUUAUCAACGUGAAUGCUAUCCGCAUCGCCAAGUAUGGCGAGCGCAAGAUCAGGGAUGGCGAGCCCCUUUCCAAGCGUAAGUAG